Messenger RNA from Schizophyllum commune H4-8, 786 nucleotides. RefSeq lists its product as uncharacterized. Gene Ontology annotation, cellular component: dynactin complex. The record is from RefSeq and is a predicted model, not a curated record. Bases 1 to 786 code for a protein of 261 amino acids. Gene Ontology annotation, biological process: cytoskeleton-dependent cytokinesis. NCBI's taxonomy places the organism in Eukaryota, Fungi, Basidiomycota, Agaricomycetes, Agaricales, Schizophyllaceae. The transcript has 4 exons.
AUGGCGAGCACUUUCUCCGCCGGGUUGUCCUCGCCCGCGUCGCCACCACCUCCCGGACAUACACCACCACCGACAUCGCCGCUUCGAGCAACGUACCAGCCGCAGCCGCAACCACCGCAACCACCACCGCCAGAGAAAGCGCAUGCAGCAGUCAUUGACCCUGUCUUAUCACUCGAGCUUCGCCUGCGCUGGUUGGAGGCGAUCCUGCUCGGCGUUAAGCAGAACCCACGGCGAAACGACCUCAAGCACAACGAGACGCUCGUGCGCGCGGCCGACGACAUCCAGCGGCGCCUCAACACGAUUGUCGAGGGCAACGAGGGCCUGAAGAAAUUUGUGCAGAACUAUGACCAGCACGCGCACCUGCUCACGCCCGCGUUCGCGCUCUCGGGCGUGCUCAGCGACCAGCCGCCGGCGUACGAGAGCAUGAGCGGCGCGGAGCUCGAGGCGCUGCUUGCCGAGAUGGAGCCCGACGUCCGCGCGGCGGACCGCGAUAUGCGCGAGAUUGAGAUGCUGGAGGGCAAGGGCGUCACUGGGGCUGGGAAGCUGGCAGACUACGAAGCCCUCAAGCCCAGGCUACAAGCCCUCUUGAAGGCACACGAAGAGGACGCGGCGCGCGCGUCCAGCCUUGAGCGACGCGUCGCUAAUCUCAUGGAACGUCAUGCUACCAAUGUCGAUGCACUGUCGGAACUCUUCGUCAUAUGGGAUGAUGCCUUAUCCAAUGCUGAACACAAGACUUCCCUAUUCGAGAGAGAACACGCAGAAAGGCGGCGGUUAGGACUGGAAUAG